Messenger RNA from Elaeis guineensis (African oil palm), 937 nucleotides. RefSeq lists its product as uncharacterized. NCBI's taxonomy places the organism in Eukaryota, Viridiplantae, Streptophyta, Magnoliopsida, Arecales, Arecaceae. Gene Ontology annotation, cellular component: TIM22 mitochondrial import inner membrane insertion complex. Gene Ontology annotation, biological process: protein insertion into mitochondrial inner membrane. Gene Ontology annotation, molecular function: transmembrane protein transporter activity. The record is from RefSeq and is a predicted model, not a curated record.
GAGGCUCAUUUUUAUAAAAAAAAAAAGUCAAUUUCUCUUCAUCCUCCGUCUCGUUUCUCUUCCGUCUUCUCGUAGCCGGACCGCCGGAGGGAGGCAGCGAACACCGGAUGGCUUCGGAGGGCUCGACCCCGCGAAGUCGACCAUCGGACGGCUGGAAGGAGCGCAUCAUCAUCCCCACUAUACUCGCAGGGGUCGUUGGUGGAGGAGCUGGAUUGAUUUCAAAGCACCGGAAGGCUCUUGGCGUACCUAAUGUGGUUGCCUCAUAUGCUGCCAAUUUGGCCAUUGUCACUGGAUGCUAUUGUGGGGCCCGGGAAGUUGCAAGAGAUGCUCGAGCUUCAGAACCUGAUGACCUCAUUAAUUCUGUGGUAGGAGGAAUGGCAAGUGGAGCACUUCUUGGGCGACUUCAAGGUGGACAGUUUGGAGCAGUUCGAUAUGCACUCCUUUUUGCAGCAGCAGGAACAGCAUUAGACUUCACCACUUUGCAGAUAAGACCUUAUUUCCAUCGUUUUAAGGAUGCAGCCUUUGGAGAGAAUUCAAAGUCAAGCUGGUGGAGUUUGCCGGAGUGGUCACCUAUCCAGGUGCUUGAUGAGGAAGCUCUUGCUGCUAAACGUGCUCGGGAACAACAGCUUUAUGCUCAGAGAACAUUUGGUAAACUGAACAAAGAGGAAUCAUGAGAAACUUUUUAACAAUUCUUAGAACCUUUUUACUGGAAACUCAAACUGCCAAAGUUGUGAUAAGUGCAGAGUGCAGGGCUGGAAUUCCAAGUCCUUUUUUUCCUUUCUUCAGUUAUAGGAUUCCAAGUUUACAUAUAUCAUGAAAGUUGAAAGAUGUAUUAAUUGUAUUCUUGUUAAUGGCCAAAAGAAAACAUCAAACAUAAUGUCCCCAGAUUGUAAAACUGCUACACUUCUAAUUACAUUAGGUUAUAGCACUUCCUUUA